Molecule: messenger RNA, 582 nt
Organism: Cadophora gregata
Lineage: Eukaryota; Fungi; Ascomycota; Leotiomycetes; Helotiales; Ploettnerulaceae
Exons: 2
Coding region: 1-582 (193 amino acids)
Biological process (GO): maturation of SSU-rRNA from tricistronic rRNA transcript (SSU-rRNA, 5.8S rRNA, LSU-rRNA)
Cellular component (GO): nucleus
Source: RefSeq, a predicted model, not a curated record
AUGAAUUCUUCUGGGGGAUCAAGUUCGCAGAAUGCGCCUACUCCAGAACAAUGUCAAGCGCAAUUCGAACUCGGCAUAACACUCGCCCUCUACAACUGGCCAUCUCUCUCCCUCGCCGUAACCAAUAACUGGGGUGGACCAGACAGCGAUGAAAAGCGGCAAUGGUUCGUCGGCGCCACGAUCGACGUGCUGAACGAAAACCCCGAAGAGGACGGCGAAUGGAUCGAGACAUUCCUGCUACAGGUCAUGCUGGAUGAGUUUGAGGUUAAUGUCGAUGAUGAGAGUGGGUAUGAGGUUGCGGAGCAUAUUGUGAAGUUCAGAAGGGACUGCGCGAAGGGUGACUUCACGGAGGUGCAGGAGUUGAGGAGGAAGUGGGAGAGUAAAGGGGGAAAGAGUGCGGAUUUGGGGAAGAUGUUUGAGAAGAGAGAAAGAGCCGAGGAGGAUGAUGAGACAGAUGGAUCGGAGGAUGAGGAUGAGGAUGUGGAUAUGGAUGAGGCGCCGCCAUUGGUGAGGGUUAGGGAACCCGUUGUGGCGGAGGUUGAUGAGGACGGAUUUACAAAGGUCACGAAGAAAAAGCGAUGA